AUGUUGCGCUCGCGUAUUUUCCGCCCUCCGUAAAACUCCCUCCCACUCCCCAUCACUGAUCGCCCCCGAAUACAAAGACAACCACCCUCCCCGAAUCCCACAGCUCAUAUCCCAUCCGCUCCAGGUAUCUCCUCCACUCACCACAUGUCCCUCCUCCAAGAAACCUCCCGGAUACGCGCGCACGCACGAACUCUCGCCGAAUUCAUACGCCGCGGUGAGGGCAAGCUAGCUAUUCUGACGGGGGCGGGGAUAUCGACCGAUAGCGGCGUGCCGGAUUAUAGAGGGCCGACGGGCAUUUAUGUGCGGAAUAAGGACUACCGCCCCAUCCGCUUCCAGGAGUUCAUCUCCUCGCACCCCACCCGGCAACGCUACUGGAGCAGAUCAUACCUGGGCUACCCGCGCAUCGUGAAAGCGCGGCCAAAUACCGCACAUUACGCCGUCGAGGCGUUGCGGAAGAAGGGGUGGGUGAGCGGGCUGAUCACGCAGAAUGUGGAUGGGCUGCAUUUGGGGGAGAAGAUCGAGCUGCAUGGGACGCUGCACGAAGUCCACUGCCUAUCCUGCCAGCACACAGUCCGGCGGUCCGAGUUCCAACAAACCGUCGCAGACAUGAACCCAGAACUGGUAGAAUGGGCGCGGCGGAAUCCCAACGCGGAGAGCGGCGACGUGGCCAGCUCGACUGAAGUGAGACCGGAUGGAGACGUCGAGACCUCGUGGGACUACUCGCGGUUCCAUUAUCCGGACUGCGAGGGGUGUGGGAAGGGGAUGUACAAGCCCAGCGUAGUCUUCUUUGGCGAAAACAUCCGCCAGCAAAUAAGAGACCAAUCCUUCGACCUCAUCGACGCAUCCCGCGCCCUGCUCUGCAUCGGCACAUCGCUACAGGUCUACUCGGCAUUUCGCCUCGCCCAGCGCGCUAAACUCGCCGGCCAGCCCUGCGCGACGCUAUCGCUGGGAACAUCGAGGGCGGAUGAGCUGAUGGAUGCGAAGAUACAGGAUGGGUGUGGGGAGGUGCUGGAGGCUGUUUGUGGGGAGUUGGGAGCGAGUUAGAGAUGGUGGUGGUGAGGAAUGCGCACGGGCACACGGCGACGGUUUUUGGCAACCCUCAACACCGGGAGAGGCUUUUUUGGCAUGUAUCCCCGUCACCACAACGCCCCCCCAUCAUCUGACAUAGAGUAGCUUGGUUAUAGACCCUCACAGAUUACAAAACUGGAUCUUAUCUUGUAGUUUACAAUCCCGAUUCAGCAUUAGAACAACCCAAAAUAUUUUUAUGUGACUAUGACUAUCUGCCUAGCGUAGAGGGGGAGGGGGAGGGGAUAC
Fimicolochytrium jonesii is the source of this 1314-nucleotide messenger RNA. Its product is annotated as DHS-like NAD/FAD-binding domain-containing protein. NCBI's taxonomy places the organism in Eukaryota, Fungi, Chytridiomycota, Chytridiomycetes, Spizellomycetales, Powellomycetaceae. The record is from RefSeq and is a predicted model, not a curated record. Bases 145 to 1044 code for a protein of 299 amino acids. The transcript is spliced from 4 exons. Gene Ontology annotation, molecular function: NAD+ binding.